Xenopus laevis (African clawed frog) is the source of this 1579-nucleotide messenger RNA. Its product is annotated as transmembrane protein 272-like. The transcript is spliced from 5 exons. NCBI's taxonomy places the organism in Eukaryota, Metazoa, Chordata, Amphibia, Anura, Pipidae. Bases 599 to 1069 code for a protein of 156 amino acids. The record is from RefSeq and is a predicted model, not a curated record.
AGGUUGGUGAGGGGGAGAAGUAAAAAGAGUGGAGGAAGGUAAAGGCCUGUGUGGGUACAAGAGGGCAAGGAUAGGACAAUCUUGAAAUCAUUUGAAAAUGCAAUGUUGCGGUGGCUGAUUUCAGUAUCAACUACACUGCGGGGCAGAGGGAGACUUGGAGGAGAGCGAAUGAUUUUAGGUGGAGAGCAGCAAAAGGGGAGAAUAGCAGAGACUCGGGUAGCCAAAGAGGGAAACAUAAGGGCAUUGAGAAAGGAGACUAAUGGCAGGAUAGAGACAAAAUCAUGUCUUUUUUUUUUUCAUGCCUAUCACCUUUAGAAGCUUUAAUAUUCCUUUGCAACCUGCCCCUGGGCUUUUCCAUUCCUUUUUUUGUUUACUUUUAUUUGCUAUAACUUUCUCUCCACACCCCUUGUAUAUGUAUCCAUUUAUUCCAGAUUAUUUUCCUUUUGUGUAAUUUAGUGAAACCGGCCCGACAACCAGGUCUUCAUUGUUAUCUAUGUUCUGAUACUUUUGUUUAUAUGUCUGGUUACCCUUACUCACUUUUCCUAGAUGUCUUGACCUGAACACUGUCACCAUAAUUACCCAGAAGCCUUUUCAUACAAUGGCAGGGAACAAACGAUGUCACAAACCCGAUAUUUUUACAGUUGGUGUGGUCUUAGUCAUAACCAUCUUGUGCAUUAUUGGAAUUACAUUUAUAAUUAUUGGUGCCUCCUACCUGGAUGACUGCGCUUUGGAAAGACACAUUCCAAUCUAUGUGUUGGUGCAGGGAAUUCACUUUUUGCUACUUGCAACUACACUUGCAAUUCUCUUUACAAGUGACCACUUUGCCUUGCUGUUCUUAAUUCUCUGCAUUCUGGGCACAUUCUGGUUCUGUUGGCUCAUUACAGGCAGUAUCUGGGUUUUUCAGCACCACAUAAACUACCAUGGAAAGUGUCACAAUGUGCUUUUCCUCUUUGCUUUCUGGACUCUCAUUGUACAGUACAUAGGACUCAGCAUCGCUUUCCUGGCCUCUGUCAUCUAUUGUUGCUUUUUUUGCAUCAUGCUCUGGGCUUGUGUGGCUGUCAAUGGAUAAAGAAGCAGAAAAAAAACGAUUUUUCUUGACCAAACCGACCUCUGCUGUGACCCGAAUGAAAACAGAAGAGACAAUUCUGCAAAAUACCGACAAAGGAAUAGCAAAGCAGCUUUGUCAAAGAUAUUAAGGGAGAAUCCUCAUGAUUAGGAUGUUAUUGAAGGGCUCCGCUUUUUAAUGCAAUGCAAAUAUCCCUAUAAAAGCCUCUGAAUGGAUCAAGCCUCCUUUUACAUUAACCCAAAGAAUGACAUGCAAAAGAUGAAAUAGAAAUGUAUAACCAUGGACGACCACUUAAAAUGCCACAACAUAGUUAAAAUAACCAGUAAACUGGAUACUUCUAGUGUUCCAAUAUACUGAUCUGAAAAAAAGGCAAAUGAUUAUACCACUGAAGAAGGACUGUGGAUUUUUCACCACUGUGUAUAAAUUCAUCCGAUCUCCGCACUUAAAAAAAAAAAAUAUGCAUGCUGCUUUUUUUUGCUAAUAUGGCGAAUUAAAACAACUGCUUUCUAUGUA